Messenger RNA from Parnassius mnemosyne (clouded apollo), 2076 nucleotides. The record is from the annotation of a GenBank genome assembly. Lineage: Eukaryota; Metazoa; Arthropoda; Insecta; Lepidoptera; Papilionidae.
AUGGCCGGUUGGCUGAUCGUCUACACGUGUCAUUUAGUGUUAGGGCUGCUUGUGCAAGGUUUGGAUGUACAGGGGCAGCCGCAGAGAGGACACAAAAUCUGCAGUUCAUACGGUUACCAAUUAGUAGAAGGAAUAUUCGGCAAAGAGACACAUUGGCUCUGCUUGAAGCUUAAAUCCAUAGGUUCGUCACCUCUUACAACCCAACAAACGGCGUUGCUUGUCGAUCCUGAGCCUGACGAAGUCCAUCAAGGAGGAUACUUACUUGCAGAUAUAAUGAUGGCUUACGGUUUUCCCGUAGAGGACCCGGGAGCUGGUUCAGCUGAAGGGUACAUUGGAGAGGAUCAUCACUUUUAUGGUGUUUUACAUUUAGGUAAUCGCACACUCCACGCAGAUCCGUACGGCAAGGACGACCCUCACAAAUUCUUCGGCGCUUUCGAGAACGACAACAUGGCGGCGCCCGUACGUCCGCGUCGCGAUCAUAACCAGCAAGAAGACAUUAGACCAACCUUCCCGUACAAAAUAGAAGAGCACAGUCGUAUGGUUGGCAUAGCGACCGCCAGGAUAUGCGAUCUGCUACUAUUGGCCGAUAAGCAAUUCUUCGAGAAGGACGCGAACUCCAGCCUGAACCACGUAGUGCGCAGGAUGAUGCAUGCAGUCGCUCAAGCAGAUAUCAUAUUUAGGAAUGCUGACUUCGACGAGGAUGGUACCCCUGAUAACAUUGGUUUUUCGGUAAAGUAUAUACUGGUGUUGACGUCAAAUGAAACAAACGCCCGUGUGUUCGGCGACCUGCUGAAAGAUAAUGCCGUCGAUGGAAGAAACUAUUUAAUGCGUUUUGCAAGGCUCCGUAGGUUGUCCGAAGUUUGUCUGGGCGUAGCUUUCUCUGGACAUGUAUUCCAUAACAGAACUCUUGGACUGAGUUUCACGUCGCUAGGCGGCGGCAUGGGUGGCGCAGCUGGUGGCCUAUGUGACCGGCGCGCAUACGGUCGUUCGUUCAACACCUUGGCCCUGGCGCACGCUACCGCCGAUGACAAGGAGCGCGUACCUGAACGUAUAGCGGCGCUCACCCUCGCUCAUGAAAUGGGUCACAGUUUUGGUGCUCAUCACGACGACAACUUCCCGAACCCAGAAUGUCAUGGCUAUCUGAUGAGCUCUCAAUCCUCUACGACUGAAAAUGGCCACAAUCUGGAAUUCUCGCUGUGCAGCAAACGUCUCAUUGCAGCAACUCUCAGCAGCAUGAGUUACUGCCUCAUAGAGCAGGACAGACCUUACUGUGGCAAUGGUAUAGUGGAAGAAGGAGAGGCAUGCGACUGCGGUCUGCCCUCUCACUGCAGCAACAGAGACCCGUGUUGCACGCCAAGAGCUGGUGGAGCGCUUAUUUACGAAGAAGGAGCAUUGCAUAAGGAAGGAUGCUCAGUAGCACCAUCAGCUACGUGCCAUCCGUCACAAGGGAUCUGUUGCAACGCGGACUGCCAGUAUGCGGAUCUUACACGAAGCGGAAUAGACUGCAGUAUGCAGUAUGAAGAGUGCAAGUGUGUGAAUUCGUCGGUGUGCCACUGCGGUCUGGGCGGGCGGUGCCUGCCGGACGGCUCUUGCCACGCCGCGGAGUGCGCCACGCUUGGGCUACAAGAGUGUCGGUGCCCGAAAAGAGGAGCGGGAGGCACUGUAGGAGAGAGCAACAUGUGCGGCAUCUGCUGCCAGCUGCGGCGGAGCGACGGCUCUAGUGGGGGGAAGUGUGUAGGCGCAGAGUUCGCGGCCCGCGAUGCAUUGGUCACGCGAGGGCUGCCCGACGACUGGCCCGAUGAGGACUAUGCAGGACCGAACGUGUCUAUACGGCUAUGCAACCGCGGGACGUGUAGGACUGUGCAAAUACGUGCAUGGCCGCCGUUCGGGCCGUGCAUAUCGCGUAACGUGGUAGGAACUUGUUCAGCGAGAGGCGUUUGCGAACACGCAGACUAUAUGCCACGGUCUAACGUGUACCCGGACACUAUGAACGUAAUGGUCAAACAAAGCAACGGCUCUGAAAAGUUGGUUAAAAAUUUGCUACGAUUUCUCUUGUGUUUAUUUAUUUUGAGAUAA